GGGGCUUUUUCGAAGCAAGCGAAAACGGUCACAAAACGCGUAACGACGGGGAACGUUUCCCUGAGGAUUUUUGGAUUCAUUUUCUACACCUCUAUUUUACACAACUAUUGCACCACCGAGUGCAUACCAUCUGCACGUGCACGUUGGCGAUGAACAGCUCGCGAAAUAGAGGCGAACAGUGUGUUGAAUUCCCAUCCAAAUUAGCGUCUCAAUUGUGAUAUCGGAAGAGGCAGAAAAUGGUUGCAUUCGGUUCGCCUGCUGCUGUUGCUGCUGCUACGCCACCGAACAGCAGCUGCCGUUAAUGUAUGUGUGUGUGUGUGCGUGCAUGUUUUGCGUGAAUCCGAGAAUCGGAAGCAAAUUGGCCGUUCCGUCGUGCGAAAGAACGUCACAGCACGUGAAAAGUUUGCUCCGAGCCAACCGAGGCAAAUCGUGUUGCAAUCGAGUACGACGACGAAGCGCAACUCCCCGCGUGUGUGUCUGUGCUGUUCCGUGUGUGUAGCUGUGCGUGUGCGUGUUUACUGUUUCGUGUACGCCCGUCGAGUGUACCGCGUGCUGCUGCUGCCGUACUGGGCUGUAAUCAACCUCCCAUCUUAUCAGAGUCUAGUCAGCGAAACCGGGGUGGAAAAUAGGCCGGAAAAACGUUUGAAACUGCAGUUCUGUUUGUUUAUGUUUGUAUAGUGCAACGCGCCGAGUUUGUACAACUGUUUUUGUAUUAUGUCGUUUUUUUUUGUUUUUUUUUAACGAAAAUAUCCCGAGCUCUGAGCUAAGAAGUUUCUGACGUACAUCCCAACGCCACCAGUGCCAGUGGGGGGGCGCAUCAACAGCACAUCCAAAUUGAAUAAAAACGGUCCGUGGAUCUGUGUUUUCGGACAAGUGCCUCGAACAAUUCGAACAACGCAAAGAGGGACCGCUUCCAGCUCCAGCAGUCCUUUCCCUCGGAGGGUCCACAAAUAGACCUACAGAACGUAAACACGGUGUAGAGUGGAUUCGCCCUCCUUGGAAAAGCGCCCUUUUGCCGUACCGCAUACACAUAAACACACGGACACGCACACCCCGAGGGGUGAAAAGCGAACGGUGCGACCCUCUCGUCUAUGUCACCGGGACGGAUUUCGAAUCAAGCUCGCUUCCUGCGGGACGAUUAGUUAGUCUGUUCCCCCAUUCUAUAUUUUCCCCCUUUUGCUUGGGAGAAGAUCCCGAAAAGGAAGCUGCCGGCGGAAAAAAAUAGCAAAAACCACCUUAUGCUGCGUGCGCCUGUCAAUUGAAAUGUGUAUGUGUGUGAGUGUGUGUUGUUAAAGGUGUGUGCGCAUGCAUAGUGCGCUAGUUGUGCGUUAUCAAUUAUCCGGCUAACAGAAAAAAGCAACAAAAAAAGAUAAAAAAUAGAGUUAUGCAAAUGUGAACGCGUUCCAAGUGUGUGUGUGUGUUUGUACCGCUGUGUCUGAGUGUAUGUGUGUGAGUGGGAAAAUAAAAGAAAAACGAAAAAUAAAUAAAAGAAGAGUGCCCUUCACACGUGCGAUCAAGUCCUGCGCGAGUGAGUAACAGAGAAGGAGAGUGAAAGAGAGAGAGAGCGAGAGAGCGCGUGAAGCUUAGAAGCACCCUUGCGCUAGGAACCAUCACUGUAGCAUACCCACCCCAGGAAAGUGACGGUGUAGUAUUGCGUUGCCUAGGUGAGGUAGGCUGGCUGGUGGGAUAAAAAGGGGAAGGGACACCGGGUACAGGGCCGGGCGCCACAACCACUCAGCACUGCUCGCCCUCCUGCUUCGUGUAAGCGUGAGCGGAAACAAAACAUCUGCCGUGGAAAUAAUUAUUACAGCCAACACACGGCAUAUGCGCUGUGCUGCAUACAUGUGUGUGUAGCGAGAAAAGGAUAACAGGAUCACACACACACAUACAGAUACACCUAGCAACGUGUGCGAGGGAGAUCGAAGAUAGCGCGGUGUUUCGGCAGCACCGCAUCAUCCCGUUUCGGAAGUUCGGAUCCCUACUCUCUUAUUGACGGCAGGCAGGGCCCUUAAAUUCUCAUCCCUCGGGUGUUGCUCCGAGACAAGAUCCGAGUGUCCAGGGUGUGCCAAGGAUCGCUGUAUCCUUGUGUUUGACGAGUUGAUUGAACUUUCCAUCAAGCAGCCAACCAUGUCGGGAACGAUGGACACUUCAGAUGAUGAUAAUUCGGAACACUCGCAGGGCGACAAGUCCGCGAAAUCGCGCUGGACAAAGCAUGAGGACGCCGCCCUGAAACAGCUGGUGGAACAGUACGGUGAACGGUGGGAUAUCAUCUCGCGGUUGCUCAAGGAUCGUACCGACGUACAGUGCCAGCAGCGAUGGACGAAAGUCGUCAAUCCGGACCUUAUCAAGGGACCAUGGACAAAGGAGGAGGAUGACAAAGUGGUGGCCCUGGUCACAAAGUACGGACCGAAGAAAUGGACGCUCAUCGCGCGGCAUCUACGCGGUCGCAUCGGCAAACAGUGCCGCGAGCGAUGGCACAACCAUCUCAACCCGAACAUCAAAAAGACCGCCUGGACGGACGAGGAAGAUCAGCUCAUCUACGAGGCGCACAAGCAGUACGGCAACCAGUGGGCCAAGAUCGCGAAGCUACUGCCCGGCCGAACGGACAAUGCGAUCAAAAAUCACUGGAACUCGACGAUGCGCCGCAAGUACGAAGGGCCCGAUGCAAGCAGGCGCCGCGUCAAGCUUAUGUCUAUGUCCCAGUCGAACCAACCACAGCAGCUGCUGCACCACGACUAUCAACAGUCGAGCGGUGCACCGAACGUGGCGGCGGACCUGGACGAGACGGUCGGUGAACCGAAACCGAAACGCUACCCACCCCACGAAAGCCUGCAGAACAUUAUCCGCAACAGUCGCAAAAAACCGUCGAUCGAUGAGCACAAGUUUCGGGACGAAAUUCCGCUCGAGGAGGGCGGCCAGAUCGAUGAUAAGGUGGCGGUAUCGACGGAGCAGGGCGAUUUCGUGAUACGUCCGCUGCCGGAUCGGGAAAAGCAGUAUCUGAUCGAGCCGGUGUAUCCGACGCGGCUCAACAUGAAGUUUUUCAACGAAUGCAGUGUGGCCAACAACAACAAUAACAACAACACCCUUACCGAUGUGACACAGCAGAGCACCGUGGGGGGUGGUGGUGGUGGCGCCGGGUAUCCGAUGGCGGUCGGUGAUCAGCAAUAUCUGCCGGCCAACAUCGAUCUGCACGAGCUGAUCAAUGCGACGCGGAACGACAGCAGCGAUUCGGCGGACCAUUCGGCGGAACGGGGAAAGGGAAGGGCACCGGGUACGCCAAACAUUCUGCGGCGUAAGCGGAAGUUAAAGGAUGAUCAAGAGAUGCACGAGCUGCUAUCGAUGCAGGAGCACUAUGCCGAGGGGCAGCAGGGUGGUAAUGGGGUGGCACAGGCGGGCGGCAAUGCACUGGUGGGCGUCAGCGGCCAGGACGGUAACGGGUAUCAUCGCGCGGAUAGAAUGCACCCACUGUCCCCGUCCAUUACGCCCAUCAAGCCGCUACCCUUCUCACCGAGCCAGUUCUUGAACUCGCCCAGCCUGAACGUGUCCUUCGAUCAGCUUCCCGCCAGCACGCCCGUCAAACGAGCAGCAAUUAAAAACGACACUAGUCUCUUAAGCACCCCCGUUCCAGUGAAGGAUGUGUCGGUAAAGGCGGAAGCGAAAGCGGAAACGGCCGAACCGAAGCCGGCGGAAACCGAGGAUGAUGCAAAAAUUAAAACACCCCUCAAGGAAGGUGCCAAGAUGCUGCCGAUCGAACCGCGCACGCCGACCCCGUUCAAGAACGCGAUGGCUGAGCUGGGAAAACGACGCUCCGAAAUCUAUGUACCUCCAAGCCCUGCCCGCAUCGGUGAGGACAUUGCCGAGAUAAUGAACCAGGAGCAGGCGAAGAAAAACUCAGCCGAAUCAUCGUCCACGCUCGCGAGCGGCAGCGACCUUUCGGCGGCCGGUAACAAAACGGCCAUCAACAAUGGACCGGCGGUUACGGUGGAUGCGAAGGAAAAUACGAUGCCAUCGCGAAGUGGCCAGCUGCUGUCCCCCCGGGUAGCCAAGAAACCGGUCUCCUCGUCGUCGAUGUUUACCAAUCAGUGGGAAAAUUCCGACAUGAGCUUUUUCGCCGAAACGCCGAGCAAAUCCCUUAUCUCGGACUCGGGUGUGACACUGUCACCAUCCUUACGCGAGCAGCUCCUGCUCGACGGUAGCGGAGAUGCGAAGGAUCCGAACAACAAGUCCGCCACAAACUCCCCGGUGCUGGUCGACCCCAAGUGGGAAAAGUAUGCGUGCGGCAAAACGCGCGAUCAUAUGAUCGUGUCGCAGCAGGCACACGGCUGCCUGAAAAAGACAUCGCUUCAGCCACGAUCGUUAAACUUUUACAAAUAGAGAGGAUGUCGUCGGCCCGCGCACGCACUGUGAACAACCAGUGCGUGUGUGUGUGUCCUCCCCUUUGUGCAAAAGCAAUCCAUUUGCUCGUAACCACUAGUGAAGUAAGCCAGCGCGCGCGUGCGUGCGUGCGUGCGUGUGUGUGUGGUAGGUCUUAUUUUUAUACGGUUUUAUCUUUAUGUUGGAUUAGUUUACAAAUAAUGCACACGGAGAACCCUCUUACGCAAACUCCCCGUUUGAGUUUUCGUAGAGGCAUAGACAGAGAGGAGAGUGGUAGAGAGUAAUAAGCGAAUCAGUGUUUAAUGCGCGUUCAAAACUAACCAAAAAACAUAAGCAACCGCAUCUGUUUCUUAGCUAAGAGGCAUCAUCAGCAGCAAACUAACAUUCUUCCUUAUCGUACAGCAGAAAAAUGGCGCUCGUACCAAGGAACGAUAUACAUAGCUUUCUAUGUAAAGAUUGUAUUUUGGAGCAUUUUAUAUUAGACACACCUUAUGAAUAUAUUUUUUGCUUCUUUUAUUAAAUUCACUUUUGCAAAAGGAAGGAAAAAAACAACGCAAAUAUGGUGUUGGCACCAUUCUAGAUUCCUUAAGCAAUAUGGAAUUCGUUGCGUUAAAGGCCACUCACACAACCACCUCUCCGGGUAGCUUUAGUGCUGUUGAGAAAGUUUUUGACAAACACAGAAUUUACCACUUAAAGUUGCACUUAUUUUUAAAUUUUUGUGUCUUUCGUCAUGUUUCCGAACCGAUUUGACGACCGGAGUGAACCUUAGAAUUCAGUUUUGUUUUUUUUUUUUAGAAUGUUGCAUUAGGAGGAGGAGGAAGGUCGGUUUACGAUGUUGUAUGUUAGGUUUAGGUCAGUUCUCAGGUGAGUCAUAGGGUGAGAACUUCUCCAAUGUACCAUAGCGACCGGGCUCCGGCAGAAGGACCUAUUUUUUUAUAUGCAAAAACCCUCUACUUAGAAGCUACAUCUACACACACACACAAAUAUCGUACUAAUAUAUACAUAUAUACAUAUAUUUGGAGGGUUGCCGUAUACGUUUACAAGAGGAAGGUUUAUUUAAUACAAUUUAUUGUAAAUGUGUUGUGUCGGAA
This is a messenger RNA of Anopheles stephensi (Asian malaria mosquito), 5465 nucleotides long. It is a transcript of the gene Myb, whose product is annotated as myb protein. Gene Ontology annotation, cellular component: nucleus. The record is from RefSeq and is a predicted model, not a curated record. Bases 2128 to 4374 code for a protein of 748 amino acids. The transcript has 8 exons. Gene Ontology annotation, biological process: regulation of DNA-templated transcription. Lineage: Eukaryota; Metazoa; Arthropoda; Insecta; Diptera; Culicidae. Gene Ontology annotation, molecular function: DNA-binding transcription factor activity, RNA polymerase II-specific; RNA polymerase II cis-regulatory region sequence-specific DNA binding.